Molecule: messenger RNA, 1686 nt
Organism: Rotaria sp. Silwood2
Lineage: Eukaryota; Metazoa; Rotifera; Eurotatoria; Philodinida; Philodinidae
Source: the annotation of a GenBank genome assembly
AUGUAUCAAAAUAAUUGUUGUAAACGUUCUUGUAAAACACAAGAGAAGAAAAAAAUAAAUAAAAAAACUAAUACCAAUGAGGAUAAACAACAAUUGGUAGCUACAAAAAAAAAAGAUGAAGAUGGUAAUAAUGAAGAAUUACAAUCAGAAUCCAGUACUGAUGAACAUCGUCCAAGCAUUGCUGCAGAAAUUAUAGAUUUUCUGAUACCAGCAACUCCUGAUCCAUUAAAAAAUCCAAGUAAACGUGAUCUUAGUCGAACAAUUUGGGUUGGUACAUUGAUUAUUAUCUUUUUAUCAUUAUUAUAUUCUAUAACAACAUUAACACAUUUUUCAUCAUUUAAAUAUGAAAUAACUGAUGAAACAAAAUUUGAUUUAUUAGUUAAUGAUACAAUUCGUUUAGUAUCACAUUGUGAACGUAUAUCAAAUUCUCGUCUAGGAAAUUUAAUAUUUUUUCCAAUAGCACUUUCUUUAAUAAUCAUUUUUUCAUGGUCAGUUAAACGAGAAAGACGAUGUUUAAAAACUUGUGAUGGUCGACCAGGUGUUAUACCACCAAUUGAACCAUUUCGUACAACAAAUCGUUUUACAACAGCAACAGUUUUUGGAAUUCUUUCAUUUGAAGUAUUAAAAAUAUUUGAAGAAUUACUUUUUAGUGCAAGUGAUCGAUUAAAUCAUGGUGUGCUUAUUGAAUUAAUUGAACGAAUAGCUGUUGUUAUUCUUGUUGGACUUCGAUAUUAUCCAGUACUUGCUUCUUUACAAUUACGUAAUAUUACAGCACGAUUUCUUAUUAGUCUUUAUAUAUUGGGUGAUAUUGUAUUUGCAAUUAUACGAGAAGGAUCAUGUAUGGGUUUUUUACCAUUAUCAAGAUAUUAUUCAUCUAUAGAAGAAGCAAAACUUCUUUCUCGAAGUGAAAGUCCAAAUAUAUCCGAAGCUAGUGAUUCAACAAAUUACUUAGCAACAGUUAGUAUUGAGCGUUAUAAUACACGAUCGUCACCAUCGGCACAUCGUUCAAGAACAGUAGAUGAUAAUCAUCAUAAUUAUCGUACAAAAAACUACAAUACAUUAAUCGGACAAGAAGAUUUUCAUCGAAAUGAUUCUAUAACUCCUUUGUCUAGAUCAGUUGAUCAACAAUUCAGUUUUCGUCCAUCAAGAAUUCAACGUGCUAUUCAAUGGAAUGAAGAAAAUAUUCCAAAAAAUGAAGAUAUUACAAAUUAUGAUGAUGAUAAUCAAACUAUAGAAAAUUCAAAACCAUCAUCAUCAUCAUCAUCAUCACAUUUCUAUCAAUCAAAUUAUCCUGUUCAUCGUAGUGCGACAUUUAAUGAACGUCAGCAUCAUUCACACCGAUCAAUGAAUAAUGAUACGAAUAAUCAACAUGAUGAUCGUCGUCAAACUCGAAAAUAUAUUGAAAUUCCUAUUCCUCGACGUCCAUAUGCUCCAUUAUCUAUUAAUGAUAUUCAUGUAAAUGAUUUAAUAAAAUUUACUCGACCAGGUUGUAAAAUAAGUAAAGGUAUUGUUAAAUAUAUUGGAUCAUUACCUGGUAAACCUGAUCAAUAUCUUGGAUUAGAAUUAGAAAAUGAAGAAAGUAAACAUGAUGGAGUUUAUCAAGAUAAACGAUUAUUUCAAUGUAAACCAAAUAAAGGAAUAUUUAUUGGAUUUAAUAAAGUAAUUAUGGCAUGGAGUGGAACAUAA